Messenger RNA from Paraglomus occultum, 414 nucleotides. NCBI's taxonomy places the organism in Eukaryota, Fungi, Glomeromycota, Glomeromycetes, Paraglomerales, Paraglomeraceae. The record is from the annotation of a GenBank genome assembly.
AUGUCAGAAAUAAAAAUUAGCAAAGAAGUCAACGAAAUCAAAGAAAGCAUAAAAAAAUUAAAUUUAGGGCAAGUAAGUGAAUUAAUAGAAGGUUUAAAAGAAGAUUAUAAUAUUCAAGAAACAGCAAUAGUUCAACCAACAGCCACUAUCCAAGAAAGUGAAAAAUCUGAAGAAAAAGGAGGUAAUGUUUCCGUAAAGUUUAUAAAAAUGAAAGAAGGAUUAAGUGCGAUUGCGGGUUAUGGAGCAAUUAAAGAAGCUUUUAAGAAGUUAAAAGAUGAGGAGAUUAACAUUAUUCAAGCAAAAAAACUCACUGAAAAAGAAGAUAAAAUUAUUUUCGAAGAUGUUGCGCGAAAAAAAGCCGAAGAUGUUAAGAAAGAAUUAGCCGAGAAAGGAGUUGAAGUUGAAAUUAAAUAA